Solanum verrucosum is the source of this 2245-nucleotide messenger RNA. RefSeq names its product type IV inositol polyphosphate 5-phosphatase 7-like. Lineage: Eukaryota; Viridiplantae; Streptophyta; Magnoliopsida; Solanales; Solanaceae. The transcript has 12 exons. Gene Ontology annotation, biological process: phosphatidylinositol dephosphorylation. The record is from RefSeq and is a predicted model, not a curated record. Gene Ontology annotation, molecular function: phosphatidylinositol-4,5-bisphosphate 5-phosphatase activity; inositol-polyphosphate 5-phosphatase activity; phosphatidylinositol-3,4,5-trisphosphate 5-phosphatase activity. Bases 203 to 1993 code for a protein of 596 amino acids.
UGUAAUGUGUAUAUUUACUGAUUUUUCCAAAAAAUAAAGAAUAUUGCCUAUAAAGUUGCUAUCUUUUUAUGUUAUUUGGUUUCAUUUACUGAUCAGAAAUUAAAGUAGCUAGAAGUAGAAGAAGAAGCUGAAGGUUUUCAAGAUUUUGAUUUUAUUGGGGUGACUCUGAAUAUAAUUCAGAAUUUGAAAGAAGAGUGAUGCAAUGAGGGAUGAGUAUUCAAAGAAAAGCAAGCUAUCUUGGUCCAGAAAAUUGGUUAGGAAGUGGUUCAAUUUAAAGGGCAAAACUGUUGAAUUUGAAUCUGAUGAAUCUGUUUAUGGAGGAAGUUAUGAGUGGAGAACAAGCAUCUCGGAGUGGGAACAUUGCGCUGUCAAGAAGACCAAAACAGAGAAAUCAACCAGGGGUAUGGAGCAUCUCCCACGGGGGAGUGUUAGUCUUGAUCGCCCUAAGAUUAUAAAUGUACAAGAUUAUAGACUCUUUGUGUCUACAUGGAAUGUCGGCGGAGAAUCGCCACUGAGCAAUUUGAAUCUAGAUGAAUGGCUUCAUUCCUCACCCCCUGCAGAUAUUUAUGUGCUUGGAUUUCAGGAAAUUGUUCCUUUAAAUGCUGGUAAUAUUCUGGGAGCCGAAGACAGUGGCCCUGCCAAAAAGUGGAUCGCUUUGAUCGGGGAGACAUUAAACAACGGUCCUGGUACUAGUGGAGGUAAUGGUUGCUACACUUCUUCUCCUGUUCCAAUUGCCGAGUGGAAUGCUGACUUUGAGGGGUCAAAUAGAUACAAGGCAUCGUCCUUCUCUCAUCGUUGGUCAGUUCAGACACCUCAGUGCGGGAGCGUGGAAAAUGAUCCAUCAAUCUCGCAACUUCGAGUGGAUGGACGAUACAGUGUUUGUGAUCGAGUAAUUUUUGGACAUAGGUCUAGUGAUUUUGAUCCUAAUAGGGAGCAGAGGCCAAGUGACUUUUCAUCUUCUCGCAGACCAAGUGACUAUACCUCUAUUCACAGGCCAAGUGAUUAUUCAUCUGGUCAUAGACCUAGUGACUAUUCCUGCGGACAAAGACCAAGUGAUGUCUCCAGAUGGGGCUCAUCGGAUGAUGAAUAUGGACCUGGAGAUUCACCUACUGCUUCGUUUUCCCCUUUGAGGAAUGGAGGGUAUGCUCCUGCAGAAGAUGGUUAUAGAAUGCCCAGAAAUUCAAACUACUGUUUGGCAGCAAGUAAACAAAUGGUUGGCAUUUUUCUCACCGUAUGGGUGCGGAGUGAUUUGAGGGAACAUGUUCGGAAUAUGAAAGUAUCAUGUGUCGGCAGAGGGUUGAUGGGGUACCUUAGGAAUAAGGGAUCUAUUUCAAUCAGUAUGCAGUUACAUCAAACAAGUUUUUGCUUUGUCUGCACUCACUUAACCUCUGGUCAGAAAGAGGGUGAUGAGUUGCGCAGAAAUUCUGAUGUCAUGGAGAUCCUAAAGAAGACAAGAUUUCCACAAGUUAGUGGUGUGGAUGAAGAGAAGUCACCAGAAACUAUUCUUGAGCACGACCGGGUUAUUUGGCUUGGGGAUCUGAACUAUCGAAUUGCACUCUCUUAUCGUUCUGCAAAAGCACUUGUUGAGAUGCAAAACUGGAGAGCAUUGUUGGGAAAUGAUCAGCUGAGGUUAGAACAGAGACGUGGUCGGGUUUUUGAGGGAUGGAAAGAAGGAAAGAUAUAUUUCCCACCAACAUAUAAAUAUUCUAGGAAUUCAGAUAGGUAUUCUGUUGAUGACAUGCAACCAAAGGACAAGCGUAGAACACCUGCAUGGUGUGAUCGUAUUUUGUGGCAUGGUGGGGGUCUCCAACAGUUGUCUUAUGUCCGUGGGGAGUCUAGAUUUUCAGAUCAUAGACCCGUUUUCAGUGUGUUUUUGGCCGAGGUUGAAUCAGAACGCAGUAGAUUGAGGAAAAUGAGACGUUCAAGCUCAAGAAUUGAGGUGGAGGAGCUCUUGCCCUACUCACAUGGUUAUACCGAGCUCUGCUUCUUUUGAAGUAGAAGUGAGGACAUAAAGCCUCAGUGUCUGGUGUGCUCCCCUUUUUUAUCUAGAUUCAGGCAGGCGUUGAUUUGGAAAAACUCAAUCGCAAAGGGGGACUGGGGACCAUCCAUAUCCCACAAAUUGAAAAAGAACCUUGGAGCUUGGUGGCUUUGGUGAGAUUAUGGCCAGCCAUGCAAGAGAGCACGGUGUGUCAGCACACUUGAUGUCUGAGCCGUGGCUACGAGUCUUCUUUUGCUAUCUGAGUUA